Linum trigynum is the source of this 237-nucleotide messenger RNA. The record is from the annotation of a GenBank genome assembly. Lineage: Eukaryota; Viridiplantae; Streptophyta; Magnoliopsida; Malpighiales; Linaceae.
AUGUCAGGCAAGUAUGUAAUCGCUGCUAUAGCAGCAUCAUUCCCAAUUGCCUAUUUGUGCGACACACUUGUAUCGGAUGUGAAGAUAUUUGGCGGCUCCACUCCGGGUACAGUCUCGAACAAGGAAUGGUGGGAGGAGACUGACAAGAAAUUCCAGGCAUGGCCUCGCACUGCCGGUCCACCAGUUGUGAUGAAUCCCAUCAGUCGCCAGAACUUCAUCGUUAAGUCCCGAGAUUAA